UCCCUCCUCUACUUCUCGCAUCAACUCUCUCCCAAUCUGUCUCUCUCUCUCUCUCUCUCUCUCUCUCUCUCUCAAUUCUCUCUUAAACCUACCCUCCAACUCAUUCUCACACCCCAUUUUUCAUAUGCUCUAAAACACUUGAAAAAUGAUUCAUCAACUCAAGAAAAACACCACCACUCUGUUCCUCACACUUCUUGUUGCCUCAACCUUAUUAUUACUAGCAAAGUCUUCACCUUUACAAUCAUCAACCACAAGAUCAAUAUAUGAUAUUCUUCAAGCAUAUGGGUUGCCCAUGGGCUUAUUACCAAAGGGGGUUAAAGAUUUCAGCUUUGAUGAUUCUAGUGGCAGAUUUGAAGUCCAUUUGGAUCAACCUUGCAAUGCUAAGUUUGAGAAUGAAUUACAUUAUGAUCAAAAUAUUUCUGGGAAAUUGACUUAUGGUGAGAUGAAUGGAUUGUCUGGAAUCUUGGCUCAAGAUUUGUUCUUGUGGUUUGCUGUCAAGGAAAUUAGAGUUGAUGUUCCUAGCUCUGGUUUGAUUUACUUUGAUGUUGGUGUCGUUUCUAAGCAGUUCUCUUUGUCUUCUUUUGAAACUCCAAGGGAUUGUUUGGCUGUCCAGUCAUCUGAUCUGCACCACCUUCACAUUCAUGAUGAGACCACCUUAAUUAAACAACCUGCUGCUUCUCCUUAUAAGACUUCUUCUGGAAAUUUUAGGUACCAACUUGGUUUCAAAGACUUGGCAAUGGCUACUUUAUGAAUUGUUGAUCAGCGUGAAACACGAUGUAGGCACGACAGUUCUAUACAGUAAUGGGGUAUUCUGGUUCUUGUAGUACUUGUUUGAAAGAAUCUGGUUUAGCAGGCCUCACACUUCAUUCUAGUGUGUGCUUGCUUGAUUGUGGUUUUUUUGUAUAGUGCCGCUGCAAACUAGUUACAGACACACUCCCAUUGCUUUCAACAAUUUCGGGUAAAUUUCAUGAUGCAACAUAUGAGAAUUCUGGUUGCAGAAAACACAGAUGGCCUUAGCAGCAGGUGAUGAACCUGCUUAAAUGGGUUUCCUCUGUUCAAUUCAUUAUGGACAUACACAUACAUUUACUUCAAUUAAAUCUCUUUUUUUGUAGUACAAGACAUACUGCAUAGUUCCCUCGGGGAAGAAAUAAUGAAUAUAAUUUAUUUUCCGA
Daucus carota subsp. sativus is the source of this 1172-nucleotide messenger RNA. RefSeq lists its product as uncharacterized. NCBI's taxonomy places the organism in Eukaryota, Viridiplantae, Streptophyta, Magnoliopsida, Apiales, Apiaceae. The transcript has 2 exons. The record is from RefSeq and is a predicted model, not a curated record. Bases 146 to 751 code for a protein of 201 amino acids.